AUGGAUUCCAAAAGAGCAAUCCUCAUUCUUGGCCUAUUGGCAAUGGUUCUUAUUUCCUCAGAGGUGUCAGCUAGGGAAUUAACUGAAGAAGUUGCUGAAAAGUCAAAUGAACUGAAUGAUGCCAAGUUUUUGGGUUUUCAUCGACACCAUCGCAGUCACCGUCAUGACCAUAGACACCGUCAUGGCCAUCGUGGUGGACAUGGGGUUGAUAUCGACAAUGGUAACUGA
Lathyrus sativus (Indian pea) is the source of this 228-nucleotide messenger RNA. NCBI's taxonomy places the organism in Eukaryota, Viridiplantae, Streptophyta, Magnoliopsida, Fabales, Fabaceae. The record is from the annotation of a GenBank genome assembly.